This is a messenger RNA of Purpureocillium lilacinum, 2397 nucleotides long. Lineage: Eukaryota; Fungi; Ascomycota; Sordariomycetes; Hypocreales; Ophiocordycipitaceae. The record is from RefSeq and is a predicted model, not a curated record.
AUGAAGUUCUUCGGCGGUAGCAAGAAACCCUCCUCUUCUGCGUCCAAGAAGCACGCGUCCAGUCCCAGCCUCGACGACCGCCCAGAUUCGCGGCAGCACGCUCAUUCAGAGCCUCCCUCCCCCACCAAGCCGUCGACGCCCUCGUCCGCGUCGGCCACCCCGCGGUCGUCGCCCAAAAAAUCUUCGAGGCCCGCCUCCUACCGGGACUCGACCAGAGACCGCGACCCUGCCGCCUCCCCCAAGUCUUCGUCGUCACCACGCACCUCGAGGCUCUCCCGGCACGCCACCGAGCCCACGUCGUCGUCGCGACGGAGCAGCAAAUUUGACUCCGACAUCCAUCCGUUGAAUCUGCCGCCCGAGGAGCGCAAGCGCUUCUCCGCCCUCGCCAAUUCCGCAAUGAGCGGCAGCAACGCUAUGGAUAUCGACCGGGAGCCUCCCGUCAACGGCAACGGCACCGCGCCGUCCUCCUCGCCGCCGCCGCCGGCUACCCCAAACCCCUCGGCCCAGGCAAACUUCUCCGUGCCCAUUCCCAACGGCACCUCCCACGACGAGGCACCCGCCCCGCCGCCGCACAAGUCCAACCCUUCCAGCCCUGUGCCCACGCCGCAGGAGGACGCCGAGGCCUACAAGGCUGCUGGCAACCGCUUCUUCAAGGAGAGGAACUACAGCAAGGCAAUUGAGCAAUACACCAAGGCCGUCGACUUGUUCCCCGAUUCACCAACCUUCCUCAGCAACCGCGCCGCCGCGUACAUGUCCAAUGGACAGUACGAGUCCGCCCUCGAGGAUUGCUCUCAUGCCGCCGAUGUCGAUCCGCAAAACCCCAAAAUUCUGCUGCGGUUGGCGCGCAUCUACACCGGCCUCGGCCGACCAGAGGAGGCCAUGACCACCUUUGGGCGCAUCGACCCAGCCCCGUCUGCCAAGGACAUGGCGCCGACCCGGGAGAUGCUUCACCACAUCAAUGCCGCUAGGGAUAGCUUGCGCGAGGGCACGGCUGGGUCCAUGGUUCUGCAUGCUUUGGACCAGGCUGAGCGCGGCCUGGGCCCGGGCGUGAGCAAGCCCCGCAAGUGGCAGCUCAUGCGGGGCGAGGCGUACAUCGCCAUGGGACGCGAGAAUUCGCUGGGCGAGGCACAGAACAUCGCCAUGUCGCUUCUGCGGCACAACAGCCAGGACCCCGAGGCCCUCGUUCUUCGUGGUCGCGUCCUCUACGGCCAAGGCGACAACGAAAAGGCCAUCCAGGCAUUCCGCAUGGCCAUCAACUGCGACCCGGACUUCCGCGACGCGGUCAAGUGGUUGAGGAUUGUUCAGAAGCUGGACCGCAUGAAGGAGGAGGGCAAUGUCGAGUACAAGGCUGGUCGGCUGCAGGCCGCCAUUGAAAAGUACACGGCGGCCCUAGAGGUUGACCCUUCCAACCGAAACAUGAACGCAAAGCUCCUGCAGAACCGGGCGCAGUGCAAGAUCAGGCUCAAGCAGUACGAUGACGCCAUCGCCGAUGCAGAGCGCGCCGUGACCCUGGACCCCGGCUACACCAAGGCCCGGAAGACCAAGGCCAACGCGCUUGGCCAGGCGGGCAAGUGGGAAGAUUCCGUCAAGGAAUGGAAGGCAAUUCAAGAGCUCGACCCGGAGGACCGCACCAUCCCCAAAGAGGUCCGCAAGGCCGAACUGGAACUCAAGAAGAGUCUGAGAAAAGAUUAUUACAAGAUUAUGGGCCUGGAAAAGGACUGCGAGCCCGACCAGAUCAAGAGGGCCUACCGCAAGAUGGCCGUCAAGCUUCACCCGGACAAGAACCCUAAUGAUCCCGAGGCCGAAGCCAAGUUCAAGGAUAUGCAGGAAGCCUACGAAUGCUUGAGUGAUCCUCAGAAGAAGGCCGCCUACGACAACGGUGACGACCUCAUGGACCCCGCCGACAUGUUUGGCGGCGGUGGCAUGGGCGGCGGCAUGGGCGGCAUCGACCCAGAGAUCCUCUUCAGCAUGAUGGGUAACCAGGGCGGCUUCGGAGGCGGUGGUUUCCGCGGUGCCGGUGGGUUCCCAGGAGGCGCCGGAGGCUUCCCCGGUGGUGGCGGCUUCCCUGGAGGCGCCAGCUUCAACUUCAACACGGAGUAUGAUACGGGCGAUGAGGUCGAGGACGCCGACGAGUGGGCGUGGGAAGAAGCCGGCAUGCCGGAGGACGCAGCCAGGGCAGCAAAAGAGAAGCUGCACGGCGAUUUCCGGCGACGGCGGGAAGCCCGGGACGAGCUGGUCGAUACCCUGCGACGCUACGGCAUGGCAGUGCUGGCCGCCACCGUCCUGCUCCCUCCACAGCUGGUCGCGCUGGGGCUCGUCGGCGUCGGCCUCUUGUACUUGUGCAACAGGUACCUCUGGCCCGGGAGCGGCAACAGGGCCACGGCUUCGAGUGGAUAG